Messenger RNA from Dermochelys coriacea (leatherback sea turtle), 5125 nucleotides. It is a transcript of the gene NKPD1, whose product is annotated as NTPase KAP family P-loop domain containing 1. NCBI's taxonomy places the organism in Eukaryota, Metazoa, Chordata, Testudines, Dermochelyidae. The transcript is spliced from 5 exons. The record is from RefSeq and is a predicted model, not a curated record. The coding region runs from base 122 to 2221 and encodes 699 amino acids.
UUGAGUGUUGUCAGGUGUUUGUCAUACAGUUCCCCAGAGGGAAAAUAAAGAAGGUGUAAUAGUAAUUAAAAGAAAGACGCCAGCUUGAGACUAUGUAUAAAUUCAGAAGUACAGCAGAAACAUGAAAGGAACCAUAAGUGUGGCCAGAGGAGAAAGCCUGAAGAGAAGCAAAGAUCACUGGAUGUAUUCAGAGGCAGAGAGACACCUGACACCAAAGUCUAAGUCCUCUGCCUACCUGGAAAAUCUUGCAGACAGAUCUCCUGAUCUAACCCCGAUGAGUUCUAAUGAUGAAGAAAACUGCUGCUUAGAACAUGUUGAGGAACUUCCUGGAGUCGAAUGUAAAGGCUCGAAGGGGCAGAUCUACUUCAUGGAUCAGGAAACCAACAACAAAGAUUUUCUGACAGAAGAUGAUAUUUACUGCUGCUGCCUCUCCAAGACUCUGCUGCACACCGCUACGCCCGUCACCAUCGGCUUCUACUGUCCUGCCGGGAGCCGUUUUAAUUCGCUGCUUGAUAAAAUUACAGCCUGCAUGCUCAAAGAAUCCCUUCAGAGAGAAGAAGAGGAGCUGAGAAAAUCACAAUCAAAGCCAAGAAGACCUGAAGGUUGGGGCUAUUUUCUUCUCCUGUGGUAUCUGGCCUUUUACCAGCCAGUGAUCACUGAGGUCCACCUGAGGAGGGAGAACAUUCAGUUCAUCUUCAUCAGGUUUAGUGCUUGGCAAUAUGCUGGCAGCGAUAAGCUGUGGGCAGGGCUGGUCACCACACUCUGUCAAAGCAUCCGCAAGCACUUUGGUGCCCUGCCUUUGAGCUUUUACCACGUGAUGGGGAAAAGGCCCAGAUUUGCCUCUGGCUUUAGCCAAGAUGAAUGGCUUCUCAACAGGCGGACCUGCCUUACACUAGGAGGCCUCGUGUUUGUCCUAGUGGCAGGCAUAAGCCUGCUCUCAGUGGCAUUCUUUGUUUCAGGAAUAAAAGACAGCAGGGCGUUAAAGGUCAUUGGCAGUACUACCACCACCUUCUCUGGAUCAGCAAUAUUAGUGACUGUUUUCUCUGUGGUUAAGAACAUAGUUAUCAGCCAGAAGCAGAAAAUUGAGAAGAUGACAAACAGCGAGAAGUUUAGCAGCCACCUAGGCUUCAUGAGCGAAGUGAAGAAGGAAAUCGAGAUGCUGACCAGCUUUGUGUAUUACAUGGAGAUCUAUCAGAGACGGCGGCUGCGCAUAGUGCUGGAGAUCACCAGUUUGGAUAUGUGCUACCCAGAGAGGGUCGUUGGGGUUUUGAAUGCAAUAAACACUUUACUCUCAGACACGAACGCCCCAUUCAUUUUUAUCCUGGUGAUAGAUCCAAGCAUCAUUGCAUCGUGUUUGGAACAAACCAGCUGCAUGAAAGGAAUGGCCGACAAUGGGUACCUGUUCCUGAACCGCACGGUGACUUUGCCUUUUUCAAUGCCAGAGAUGGGCAUAAAGUCCAAAAUCCAGCAUUUACAGGAUGCUGUCCAGAGCCGGGAGGACCUGAUGUACAAAAUCAUCACAAAAAACAUGGAAAGUGGAGUCAAGAACGUAAAGGGGGAAAUGAUAAAGCUGGAAGAUAUGGAGACGUCCAAUGAAAUGGACCAAAGCCAAAUCGAUGCUCAAGCUGUGAGGUAUAUUCAUGAAGCAUUUCAUGCUCUGCACAAUGAGACUGAUUGUCUCUAUACAUACAUUCCAGACAGCAUUAUCCAAAUGAAAAGGAUAGUCAACACAAUUCCCAUCACCAUCAGACUCAUGCUCCAGCAAAACAUUAUGAGACAUACAAUGUCUCCAAGGUCCGUGGCUGCAUGGGUGGUCAUGGCUAAUCAAUGGCCAUGCCGCUUGAGUUGGGUACUGCAGUGCCUUCAGGACAGGCAGCAGAUUCGACCAAUGGAGGAGGAGUUCAGGAACCAGUCCUUAUGGGGAAUCUUUGUGGAAAACUGUAAAGAGCUGUACUCCAUGCACAAAGUCCUCGAGAAUAUCCUGGCCUUGGAUGGGGACCCAGAACUCUUCGAGAAUUUUUUGUCUAAUGAUUUUCCUUUCACGGUACAGGAGGCCAACACCUUUCUAAAGUCCACAAUCAAUCUGGACCAUUCAAUAAGGCAAAAAUUGGGACUAAUUCGAGCAGUUAAUUUACUGAAUAAGGCCAAUGAUACAAGCGUAACUAAGUCUGCCCAGGUGUCUAAGGGUGUGCAGUGUUCUGGUUUAGAGGAAUACAGUUAAACAAUUUAAAAGACUUCCGUUAUUUGCCUUAGAAAGGCACCUAUGAACUAUUGAAUGAUUCAGUGAAAAUCAGUCUGGUGCUUCUAUUGACUAAAUUUGCAGCUACCCUCACCUAGAUAGUUAAGUCAAAACUACUUAAAUGCUGCCAGCUCUAAUGUUUGAGGGUAUACAGUGCUCAUCUGAGUCAAAAUAACAGACUAAGUCCUCAUUUUUAAGAGAGUCUAAGCCUGGUCUCUGACAUUGUAGGCCCAGAUAAUUGUGGCCUCAUCUCAGCACAGCGAUUCUAACUACCUGCACGCAACCACGUAGCUAAAGCCAACAUUUUUGUGGGUGUUCAACUUUAGGUGUUUUAAGCUGGGCACCCAAAACUUGAGGCAGCAAAAGUCAGGCCCAUUUUUGAAAACUUUUCCCUCGAUAUUUAUGUGCAAUAAAAUUUCACUCACAAUUCUUGUCCCCCACAAAAUUGCAGAUGUAAAUUUGGAAGCAACUUUUCAAAAUCAGGCUCUAGACAAACACCAAUUGUUUCCUCUAGUAUUGUAUAUACUGAGCCAAAGCCUUCCCUUAUCCACUCCCACACAGUUUGGCUCUCUUGGAUCUAGUAUUGAGCAGAACAUGCCCUUGACCAGAUGUGGGGUGUGUAAGUGAGCGGUAACUGAUCCUAAUUCUCAUGUAUACUCAGGCCACUUUACAGUGCUCUGGCAGUGUAAAGGAGCCUAAAGUGGGAGAAACUGAUAAGGACCCUUUACAGUGCCAAAGCACUAUGUCAAUGGGAAUCAAUUUACUGGGUAUGGUGUAUGGAGAUGUGUCCCUGCAGUGGAGCAGGAGGCAGUGAUCCAUGUGUGCAAUAGCAAAGGUGAUAAUUGAGUAAGUCUGUGACUACGAAGGUUGGUAAAUUUAAAGGGAUGCUAGUAUGCAGGUACAGUAUAAAGGUGCCAAGUGUUAUAAUUAUGGUGCGAGUGUGCUGGUCGAAUGAUGAUCAGCUGUGAAGGUAUGAACUGUGUGUGCGCGCACACCACCAUGAGUUAUGUAAGCAGGCAUCAGUGAUUUGUGCAGCCCGUAGGCAUGAGGUGUUGUAGUGUGAUAUUAGGUGCAUGGAAUUAUAGCACUGUACUGGUUUUAACAUUAUAAUCACCUAGUAGCUCCAUCUCUGCAUCUCUCUCCCUUUGAAUUUAGAUGAAUAGAGUGAAACAAGUCUCAGUCAGGUUUCUGUAUAGAACACCUACCAGAGUGUCUCAUUUCUUGCCUUAUAAUGCCAUCAUGUGGCCGGUUAUUUUGCUGAUUUAAAGCUACACAAAGCUCCGUCCCCGUUUUUCUACUCUUUUACUACUUUAUUAUACUCUCGUUUUCUCUGUUGUUCCAACAAUCAGGUUCCCAGCCUUUGGAUGUUUGACUGUUUAUCUUCCACUGGUACAGAUCUGAGGAGCACCAGCAGCCUGUCCCCUCUGUGAAAUGGUGCUGCCCCUAUGGGGAUAUUACACUCACCCAGGAGGAGCAGAGAACUGUGAUUCUGUUAAAGAACUUUUUUUUGCAGGUUUCCCAUUGUCCAUUGUGGCAGGGCACUGCUGAGGAAGCACGCUACAAUCAGGAAAUACAAAGUUAAGGUUAAAUGAUCAGUCUCAACUCGCUGAGUGUGUGUAUUCAAAUAAAGACUCUCUUGAUUUCAUUGCAUAGAACUUGUCAGGUAUUAGAAUAUAAUAUUACAGCAUGGAAAUGGAAAAUUUAGAUCACAGAUGUACAGAUUUGCGUACAUGACCUCCUAGUGCAAUCCUGUGGCAAAGAGAUCACACAACACGUGGAUGUAUUAGUAGGGGAAUUUGAAGUAGGAAGAGGGAGGUGGUAUAAAGCAAUGAGGAGAGCAGUCCUAGAAUACUUUGACUAGUUCUUGUGCCCACAUUUUAAAAAGGAUGGUGAAAAAUUAAAGAGGGUUCAGAAAAGAGCUAUAAGAAUCUCAGUGAGACUAAAAGAACUCAAUGUACUUAGCCUAUUGAAAAGAAGGUCACAGAGUGAUUUGACCGUGGCCUCUGCAUGAGAAGAUAUUUAAUCUAGCAGACAAUUGGUAAAACUUUGCUAAGUGCCUGUGUGACUUAGGAGCCUAAGUCCCAUUUUCAAUAUGUGGGGAGUGGGAUCCUAAAUUACUUGUGUACUUUUGAAAAUUUUACCCAUAAUCUCAUUGAAAAUGGGAUUUAGGUUACUAAGUCACUUAGGCACUUUUGAAAAUGUUACCCCUAUAUGUGAAUUUAAAGGACACAAGUCAUGGAGAAUUUCUCACAUCCCUUUGCAAACUGUUGCAAUGGUUAAUUAUGCUCAUAGUUCAAAAUGUGUGUCUUACAUCCUGUUUGAGCAUUGCUGAUUUCAUCUUCCAGCCAUUGGAUCUUCUUAUGAUUGUGUCUGCUAGAUUAAAAGGCCCUCUCCUAUCAAAUAUCUUCUCCAUAAGUGGGUACAUAUAGACUGCAAUCAAGUCUUUCCAAACAAUCUGUCCUAGCUCAUCCACAAGUUGUUGGGCUGUCUGCAGGAAUUACUGAAUGGAAUUCUCUGGCAUGUAUUAUUCAGGUCAGACUAGGUGAUCACAGUGGUCCCUUCUGGCCUUAAAACCGAUCGAAGAGGGUGCGUUGCUGUAAUAGGAUGAUUAUGUCUCAGCUGAAAUAUAGCAAUUUUGUUUUUAAAGAACAAAACUAAGUAAGCAAAUAAAGCAAAGCUUUUGUGAUUUCUGUAAAUACAUGUAAAGUAUCAAAUCCAUAGUGAAACACUUUUAAACUACGUAAUUUAUACAAGAAAAUAUUUAUUUUGAUAGAUGUAUGUGCGCUGGUAGUGCACCAUAAGACAGGGUAUACAUCUAACCCAGAAAAAGGUAGAUGUCUUCUUUGUUUGCUAGUCAUUUGUCAGUCUGAAUAAAGAAUGUUGGAG